GAGCACAGCGCAGGAGGAAGAGUCUCGGGGCCGGAGGGGAGUCCCACCAGUGACUCCAGAGGAGCCGAACAUCGCCGGGAGGAUCGUCUCCGCCCUCCGUCCUCAUCCACAGACACCGCGACGCUUCCAGCGCGCGCUGCUCCUCUCCGCUGUUCCAGAUGUGUCGGCCGACCGCGGCGCUGUGCGCGGCGCUGUGCGCGGCGCAUCUGUGCGCGGCGGCCAGAAUCCAGCUGCUCAACCACCGACCGGUCAUAGGUGUGCUGGCGCAGGAAAACCUUCCAGGAGACCAGUUUGCUCGCGGCUCGUCCUACAUCGCCGCGUCCUACGUCAAGUACCUGGAGGGGGCCGGGGCGAGAGUCGUGCCCAUCAGAAUCAAUCGCACAGAAGAAGAAUACGCUAACAUCUUUAACUCAAUAAAUGGGCUGCUGCUGCCGGGAGGAGAUGUGGACCUUCAAAAGUCGCAGUUCAGUCGAGCAGCCAGGAUCUUUUACCGAUUGGCUCUGAAGGCCAACGACGGCGGCGACCACUUCCCCAUCUGGGGGACUUGUCAGGGCUUCCAGCAGCUGUCCGUCAUCACGGCCCACAAGAACCUGCUGACCCUCACCGACACCAAGGCCGUGGCUCUACCGCUCACGCUCACACCAGCGGCCCUGUCCAGCCGAGUCUUUCGAGGUUUCCCCAAGGAUCUGCUGCAGUCCCUGAUUGAGAAGAACAUCACCUCCAACUUCCACAGCUGGAGUCUGUCUGUGCAGAACUUCAGCCGAAAUGCCAAGCUGAAGAGGUUUUACAAGGUCCUGUCCACUAACAGUGAUGGGAAGAAAGAAUUCAUCUCAACUAUGGAAGCAUACCGCUACCCUUUCUAUGCAGUGCAGUGGCACCCAGAGAAAAGCUCCUUUGAGUGGAUCGAUAAGCCGGGCAUGAUUCACUCCACUGCUGCCGUAGCGGUCUGCUUCUACACCGCCAGCUUCUUUGUCUCCGAAGCCAUGAAGAACCAGCACCAUUUCUCCAGCGCCGCGGAGGAGGAGAGAGCUCUCAUCUAUAACUUCUCUCCCGUCUACAGAGGCGCCGACGCCAUUUUUGUGCAGAAUUAUUACUUUGAUUGAUUGACAGCUCAGUGCAGUCGGAAUUGAUCCUCAGUGGAACAAGUUAUAAAACAAACAUCAAAUCAGUGAUAGAUGGCUAAACUUGGCUAAAUGUGCAGAUAGUGACAGUGAUGAAAUGAUGGGAUUAAUAAAACAAGACGUGCAAAAUAAAAGGAAUGUGAACAACAAAGUUGAAUACAAAGCCUGAUGUCAAUGAUGAGAUUCCAUUCAUCCAAAUAACUGACGACGCUCAAACAACAAGGUACGGGAUUCUACCUGAAGUUACUUACUUCUCAAAAUGUAAUUAAUUUGAACUGAAUUAAAAGUCAUAAACACAUGAUCAAAUA
Messenger RNA from Gasterosteus aculeatus aculeatus (three-spined stickleback), 1429 nucleotides. RefSeq names its product zgc:171566. Gene Ontology annotation, biological process: tetrahydrofolylpolyglutamate metabolic process. Gene Ontology annotation, cellular component: vacuole. NCBI's taxonomy places the organism in Eukaryota, Metazoa, Chordata, Actinopteri, Perciformes, Gasterosteidae. Gene Ontology annotation, molecular function: gamma-glutamyl-peptidase activity. The record is from RefSeq and is a predicted model, not a curated record.